Molecule: messenger RNA, 2144 nt
Organism: Nerophis lumbriciformis (worm pipefish)
Lineage: Eukaryota; Metazoa; Chordata; Actinopteri; Syngnathiformes; Syngnathidae
Product: cannabinoid receptor type 1B-like
Biological process (GO): G protein-coupled receptor signaling pathway
Cellular component (GO): membrane
Molecular function (GO): cannabinoid receptor activity
Source: RefSeq, a predicted model, not a curated record
GGCUGCAUUUCUCAUCCUCUUCUGAAUCAGCACGCAUCAUAAUCACAAAAUUGUCAGAUUUUUCAGGUUUUUAACCAAGGUGGUUACUUAAAGCCGAUGCUUUCCUCGCUGUAUAGUUCAACGAGAGGUCAUGUGGAAAAGAGCCAAGAAGUCAAGACACUACUGAUCCUCUCUAGCGCCACCUCUCAGCCAUGAAGUUGGCUUUGCACGGGCUGGCAGGCACCACUACGAGCACCCUGACGACGGGCGUGCCGUACCUCGGCUCCAAUGACGCGGUCUACGAUGACGGUUCGAGGCUGGCCGAGAACGGAUUCCUCUCUGAGAAAACGGCUUCCAUUAACGCCGCCGCAGCGGCCGCCAAGGAGGUUGUUUUCAGCGCACUUGCACCCGUUCUGCCCACAAACGUCACCGGCCUUCUGCUCGCUAAUGAGAGUGUUGGCGCAGCGCAGUGUGGGGAGAACUUUGCAGACAACAUGGAGUGUUUUAUGAUCCUGACUCCGGGUCAGCAGCUUGCGGUCGCCAUCUUGGCUCUCACGUUGGGGACGUUCACGGUACUGGAGAAUCUGAUGGUGCUGUGCGUCAUCCUGCACUCGCAGACGCUGCGCUCGCGGCCCUCCUAUCAUUUCAUCGGCAGCCUGGCCGUGGCCGACCUCAUUGGCAGUGUCAUUUUUGUCUACAGCUUCCUGGACUUCCACGUCCUACACAGGAAAGACAGCCCGGGGGUCUUCCUCUUCAAGCUGGCGGGCGUCAUCGCUUCGUUCACCGCCUCCGUGGGCAGCCUCUUCCUCACCGCCAUCGACCGCUACAUCUCCAUCCACAGGCCCAUGGCGUACAAGCGCAUCGUGACCAAAACAAAGGCGGUGGCGGCCUUCAGCCUCAUGUGGAGCAUCUCUGUUGUCAUCUCGCUGCUGCCUCUGCUGGGCUGGAACUGUAAGCGCCUCAACUCGGUGUGCUCGGACAUUUUCCCCCUCAUCGACGAGAAGUACUUGAUGUUCUGGAUCGGGGUGACAAGCGUGCCGCUGCUCUUUAUCGUCUAUGCCUACAUGUUCAUCCUGUGGAAGUCGCACCAUCACGCCGUGCGCAUGAUGAGCCGGAGCUCCCAGAGAAGCGUCAUCGUCUACACGGCGGAGGGUACCAAGGUCCAGAUGGUGAGACCCGACCAAGCCCGCAUGGACCUGCGCCUGGCCAAGACUUUAGUGCUCAUCCUGGUGGCCCUCAUCAUCUGCUGGGGCCCGCUGCUGGCCAUCAUGGUGUACGACCUCUUCGGGAAGGUGGACGACUUCAUUAAGACGGUGUUUGCCUUCUGCAGCAUACUCUGCCUGCUCAACUCCACAGUCAACCCGGUCAUCUACGCCAUGAGGAGCAAGGACCUACGCAGGGCCUUCGGCAACAUAUGCGGCUUGUGUCGGGGACGCGCUCAGCCUCUGGACAACAGCGGGGAGAGCGAGGGGAACAGCAGAAGCAUCAGAAGCAAAGAUUGCGGCGCUAACGUGCGAGUCAAAGUGGCGCAAGUGGCAAUUUCUGGAGUGACCGAGUCCACGUCUACUGCGGAUCCAGUGUGAAACUACAGUGGUGUGUCGUUAAUUAGGAUAGACUUCACCCUCCCUACUUUUCACUGUGCCAAAACAACCACAAUAACUCACAGACAGUGAAAUAUAUUGUCGUACAUGCAUAAAUGUAUUAUAAUGAAAGGUGAUAAAGCAUACUUGCCAACCCUCCCGGAUUUUCCGGGAGACUCCCGAAAUUCAGCGCCUCUCCCGAAAACCUCCCGGGACAAAUUUUCUCCCGAAAAUCUCCCAAAAUUCAGGCACACAAUAUAAACAGCGUACCUGCCCAAUGACGUUAUAACUGUAGAAUGAUCGAGGGCGAGUUCUUGGUUUCUUAUGUGGGUUUAUUGUUAGGCAGUUUCAUUAACGUCCUUCCCAGCGCGGUAAUAACACACAACAACAGCAGUCACGUUUUUGUCUACUGUAAAGCAGUUCGUCUGCCGUAAACAGCAAUGUUGUGACACUCUUAAACAGGACAAUACUGCCAUCUAGUGCAUUUGAUGAAAGCACUUUUUGCGUGCCACACAGCAAUGCAUCAUCAGAGAGGGUGUUCAGCAUGGUUAGAAAAAUAGUGACAAAUAGAACAAGGAUGGACAA